GGGAACAUAAUCAACCAUUGCAACGUCCCAGGGACGGUCGCGCUAACAUUCGACGACGGUCCGUCCCCACACACCUCCCAUGUCCUCGAUAUACUGGACAGACACGGAGCCAAAGCGACCUUCUUUGUCAACGGCGACAACUUCAGCCGUGGUCACAUCGAUGACCAUUCGACUCCUUGGCCAGAGACGCUGCAGCGCAUGCACCAGUCGGGUCAUCAGAUUGGAUCUCACACCUGGUCACACGUCGAUUUGACCGCCGUCAGCUCCUGGACACGUCAGCAAGAGAUUUCCGACCUCGAACAAGCAUUCGUUAACCUGUUCGGCUGGUAUCCCGUCUACGUUCGCCCGCCGUAUGGCUCAUGCGAACACGAGUGUCAGGGGGACUUGGCCUGGAUGGGUUACCACGUUGUGACGUGGGACAUCGACACUAAAGACUACGCCAACGACUCGCCCGAGGCGAUUUACAUCGCCAAGGAAACCUUCUCCAAUGCCCUGUCUAUGGACCCAUCGAGCAACUCGUACAUUGCGCUCAGCCACGACGUGCACGUACAAACAGCCUACACCUUGACUGAAUACAUGCUCGAUACGCUCGGAAGCCGCGGAUACAGGGCCGUCACUGUCGGCGAAUGUCUCGGUGAUCCUGCCGAGAACUGGUACCGC
Phialemonium atrogriseum is the source of this 660-nucleotide messenger RNA. Its product is annotated as chitin deacetylase. The transcript has a single exon. NCBI's taxonomy places the organism in Eukaryota, Fungi, Ascomycota, Sordariomycetes, Cephalothecales, Cephalothecaceae. The record is from RefSeq and is a predicted model, not a curated record. Gene Ontology annotation, biological process: carbohydrate metabolic process. The annotation marks the transcript as partial. Gene Ontology annotation, molecular function: hydrolase activity, acting on carbon-nitrogen (but not peptide) bonds.